Molecule: messenger RNA, 2154 nt
Organism: Trypanosoma theileri
Lineage: Eukaryota; Euglenozoa; Kinetoplastea; Trypanosomatida; Trypanosomatidae
Exons: 1
Coding region: 1-2154 (717 amino acids)
Source: RefSeq, a predicted model, not a curated record
AUGGUAGUGAGAUGGGAAUCAUGCAUCCGAAGUAUGAAACCUUUAUUAUGGUUACCUUUAGCUCCUCCAAUUCGUAGUCGCAGAAAUGUUUCUCUAUCGAGCAGUAUGAAUUGUUUUGUAUGGUCAACGCCAUUAUAUUCUAAACGUUGUUUGAUGCACUCUUUAUCCCCCAAUUCUUCAUUACGGGAUGAAAAUAUAACCAUAGAUUCCCAUACGGAUGAAGAUCCUGUAUUUUCCUUUUUACCUCCCUUUUCCUCCAUACCAUUGGUGAAAUUAGCGAAGUUACUCCCAGAUGAAGUAAUUGAAAAGCUUGAUAACGGUUUAAAAAAUCACCUGGAACGUUUCCCAAAUAGGUAUCGACUCUUUCGUACAUCAAAUGGUCUUUUAAACGUUGAACUUACUAAAGGAGGAUCUCUUCAACGCAGAAUAAAACCAAAAAAAAAAUGUAUAAAAGAGCAGCCUGAAUAUCAGAUCCCACACAUCUGUUUUCCCCUACCUAAUCGUUUCUUUACUUUAGAGAGUAUAAUGAAGGCUUUUGACUCUCUUGGCGCUGUUGAUAGUAAAAAUGUUUCUGAUAAAGAAGAAAAGAGAAUAUUAGAAGAAGAAUUUCUUGAAAAGGCAAAUCUCUUUGUACGUGAACGCUUAUUUCCAGUAAAAAGUAUACAAGUGUGGUUACUAACAGAAGAACACAUCAUGGAUGAAUCACUAACAACAACUGGAAAGGAGGAGGAGAAAGGAACUGUUGAAGAGCAACAAACUGAGGAAAAGCAUGGGAAAAGCAAACUUCAGGCUUUUCGAUGGGUUCGCAUAAAAGAUACAGAACAGUUUGAUAAUGUUCUGAAUCAACUUCGACAUGAGAUUGUUAAGAAAAGGUUAAAAAAUGGAACGAAUAUGGAUGAAAAAGUUUCUUGUGUAAAACCUCCAAGUGCUGUGACUACUAGGAGUACCCUCUACACACGUUUUAUUACUCGUCCCGUAAUGUGUAGUGUAGUAGAGAAGGAAAAAAUCCCAGAUGAUUGUAAUGGUAUUAUUGAAGACUAUAAUGUGUAUCGUUUAUGCCGUGCAUUAAAUACGAAAACUUUUAUUCAGUUUCCAGAACUGCAAGAUAUUGCUGGUGAUUGGUUAACACAACCACUAGCAGCAGUACUAGCUAUAGCAGGAGAGGAAAGUAAAACAAACAUUGAACAAGGAGUAAAGAGUCAUGGAUGUUCUAUUUUUGAUUUUGAAUAUGAUCCUUUAGACUCUACUCGCGUAGUGGGUGUACGAUUUUGGCUUGAUGAGAGGCGUUACCUUCCAUCCCUAUAUCGUGAAAAAACUCUUUCAGAAUUACAGGAGGAACUUUCUGAAUUAAAGAAUACAAGUCCUAAAAAACCAAAAAAUAUUGCUAAUCAUAUACGUGUACGUUACAUUGAUAAGAAACGUUUGCUACAUCGAUGUAUUGCACUUCAUGAAAUUGGUGUUUCACCAUUGUGCCAUCCGGAUGUUCUCGCAUAUUAUAUCUUUGAUCUUUUGCCAUUAGAUAAUCAACUUAUUCUUACAGGACAUUUACCAAAAUUACUUCCAGAUGAUGUUCAACGUAUUACGGACGCUAGAGUUCGUUCUUGGUUAAAACAAUAUCCACAUCUAUUUCGUUUAGUGGAACAUCCUCCAGAAUUAUUCAUACAACGAGUAGACGUGGUAAGUGAAGAAAAUGAAGGAGAGUCCCACAUGAAUGAAAACAAUAAUAAAAAGCAGCGAAAACAACAAGAACAAGAUAUAGAAAGUCAAGAAAAAAAGAAUGUAAUGACAGGAACUUCACAAUAUCAGACUAGGUAUGAAGAACAACUACUUGUUGACCCUGAUGAGCAACUUCGGUUUAUGGUUUCCCUCGUAGCGUCAAGACUAGAGGUGUGUAAAUCGAGAAAAUUGCUUCCUUCACAUUUACCAAAAUUUAUGACCACUGAAUUGCGACGCGCAAUUUUACCGCGUCACUCUGGUGGCAUUUUAUCUUAUCUGCAGCGUUAUCCAGAUGUGUUCAUUCUUACAUAUGGAGUUCAUCCGCAUGAACCGGUGGUAACGUUAACCCCUCGUUUUCAUCCUAACCUUGAAAAUGCUUCACAAGAAGGCACAGAACCCAUAAAUACAGUGGACAGCGUGAAGGAAAAAGAAGAAUAA